Suillus bovinus is the source of this 427-nucleotide messenger RNA. Its product is annotated as putative RPL43B-60S large subunit ribosomal protein. The record is from RefSeq and is a predicted model, not a curated record. Gene Ontology annotation, cellular component: ribosome. NCBI's taxonomy places the organism in Eukaryota, Fungi, Basidiomycota, Agaricomycetes, Boletales, Suillaceae. The coding region runs from base 137 to 382 and encodes 81 amino acids. The transcript has 5 exons. Gene Ontology annotation, molecular function: structural constituent of ribosome. Gene Ontology annotation, biological process: translation.
CGUAAAGCCUAUGUGUGGCUUAUUGCCUAUACAGUUUAUCUAAUACAUUCCCACGACCCAUUACCGCUCGACGCUCGUACUCAAGAUAUUGGAGGUCUCGCCUAGUACUCCCCUCGUCAAGACCUCUCUCCUCAACAUGACUAAGCGCACACGAAAAGUCGGUGUUACCGGAAAAUACGGUACUCGUUAUGGUGCCUCCCUGCGUAAACAGGUGAAAAAGAUGGAAAUCACACAGCACGCCCGGUACACCUGCACCUUCUGCGGCAAGGACUCCGUAAAGCGCACUGCAGUUGGUAUCUGGCAUUGCAACGCUUGCAAAAAGACGAUCGCUGGCGGGGCAUGGACAGUAUCGACGACUGCGGCUGCUACCGUACGGAGGUGAGUCAUCUUCAAAUCGCAUUGUGGGCCAUCGAGUCUGACUAUCUGC